Osmerus eperlanus (European smelt) is the source of this 2335-nucleotide messenger RNA. It is a transcript of the gene tysnd1, whose product is annotated as trypsin like peroxisomal matrix peptidase 1. The coding region runs from base 1 to 1587 and encodes 528 amino acids. NCBI's taxonomy places the organism in Eukaryota, Metazoa, Chordata, Actinopteri, Osmeriformes, Osmeridae. The transcript has 4 exons. Gene Ontology annotation, biological process: regulation of fatty acid beta-oxidation; protein processing. Gene Ontology annotation, cellular component: peroxisome. The record is from RefSeq and is a predicted model, not a curated record. Gene Ontology annotation, molecular function: serine-type endopeptidase activity.
AUGGAAUCGACAGAAAGGGCUUGUUGUAUUGUUACAGUAUCCGGGUCUUUCUCUGAUCAGAAGCCUCUGAGCUGUAGUGGUGUCAUUCUGAACCCACAGGCAGGAAUCGUUCUCUGUAGUGGUCUGUUGUUCUCUCGAUUUAUGAAUACCAAAGAAUCUGUCUCCUCAGACCUCAGAUUUAUGCCACCCGACAUUUUUAAUGACAAUCUAAAAAUAUGUUUAAACUACUCGGAGCAACGAGACCUGGAAACAAACCAGUGCGCUUAUGAGGCAUGCACGGUGGCCGACAGCCCCUCGUCACACCCGCUUCAGGCCACAGCAGAGCUUCUUUUUUUAAUCAACUGUGUGGAGUUCAGAAAAGCUUUUCUCAAUAUGUUCAGAGGAUCAGAUACAUGGGGUUUCUACGGUGGCGAGGAGGAGGCAGAGAUGGUCAGGGACUCUGAAUUCCUGAGCUGGUUUGCUGUGCUGAAGGCACCUGGUUUGAAACCAGGUGUGUCCAAAUCAGGACCUAUACCCAUGGUUAACAGCUCUUCUCUCCGAAAGGGGUGCCCAGUAUUGGCGUGCGGCUCUCCAUUUGGCGAUCUAUGCCCUGAUCUCUUCAUGAGCACCCUGAGCAAGGGCAUCAUCAGUAACUUGGCUGGGGAGGAGAAUGUCGUCAUCCUUACAGAUGCCCGGUGCCUACCUGGCACUGAGGGAGGGGGGCUCUUCAUCCGUAACGGAGACCAGGCAUACCUUGCUGGCUUAAUUGUGUCUCCAUUGUGCUGGAAAGCCAGUGAGUUGAUUGGACUGACACUGGUGUGCUCUCUCCAACUGAUCCUGAAGAACAUAAUGCGUUGUAUGAAGAUUCAUGAUCCUAUGGGAGACAUCCACCUUCAACAGGACCCCACAGAUUUUCAGAGUAGAAGCCAAACUUGGGCCAUCCAGAGAUAUCCCACUGUGGCCUUGGUAGAUAGCGGACAGUUUUGGGGCUCCGGGAUCCUUGUCAGCCCUCAGUUGGUUCUGACCUGCAGGCAUGUUGUCAAUGGAAAAUCUGUCGUCACCUUGAAAUUUGACAGCAAUGACAGGUACAAUGAUGUGAUGGGAGAUGUGCUUUACUCCACCAAGGACUCUUCACCCUAUGAUGUAGCCAUCGUACAACUGAGAGACCCCACCCCCGAGGCAGUGAUGCCACGUUUGGCCACAUCAUUUCAGCUAGGUGAAGACGUUGUGGUGGUGGGUUAUGGUGCGCUGGGUCAAAGGUGUGGUGGCCCCUCCUUGACUCGCGGCAUUCUCUCCAGGGCCGUGAGCAGGUGUUCCGAGACUAUCAUGCUGCAAACCACCUGUGCAGUACAGGCAGGAACCAGUGGGGGCGCUGUGGUGCGUGUGAGUUCAGGCGAGCUGCUCGGUCUGGUAUCCAGUAACACCAGGGACUUUGCUGCUAAGGUGACCUACCCACAUCUGAACUUCAGCAUCCCAGUGACUGUGCUCCAGCCGUUGCUGCGGCGAUACGCCCAGACGGGUGAUGUUGGCCUGUUCAGGGCCUUAGACGAGACAGAGGAGGGGGUCAGGAGGGUUUGGAGACUACAGGCUCCUCAGAGCAAACUGUGACUGAACGAUGACUAAGAGACACCCUGCCAAGCAAGCAACAUUCUCAGUGUUAGGCAAUAGCACUUUGCUCAACCUAGAUACCAAGUACCUUCAUUUCACAGAGAACAUUCACAACAGCGAAUUAGCACUUAAAAUGGUUUGAUUAUGAUAACCUAUUAUGUUAUUCUUAUCCAAGUGCCUGUCAAAAUUGAACACAGUGUGAAACAUGACCCACCAAAACAUUAUUUUUGAGGGAGAAAUAAUUUUUUAUAUGUCUAUGUGGUAUCCUCAAUAAAUGAAUAAGCAGUUUUGUAAUUUUUGUUGAAAGUGUCAUACAAUAUAAUUGUAUAUAUAACAAUAUAUAAUAUAAUUAUUUUUGUUAUUGCUACUGGUAAAAAGCAAACAACUGUUUUAAGAUUCACACACAAAUUGUAUAAGUUCACUAGGAAGUAGAGGAGCAGAACCAUAAAGUUCAGGUAAUGUUUCACCCAGAUUUUCAAAAGUGGUGGGGAAGUUACGCCCUCUCCUCAGAGAUGAUUUGGGGAGAAAAAGCAACGUUUCGUGUCAUCAUUCCUGUGAACAAUUCUCUUGUGUUUUUCAGGAAAUGGUCAGACACAAAUUAAUCAUAUGUUUUUAUGGUACUAGCCUUGGAACCCCUGACAUUUAAAAAAAAGCACAUGAUCGAAAACAGGUGGUCUUUUUUUGUCUUGUCCCGAGCACUUUGACACCCUAUAGUCGAAUAGAUAUCACGCAAUAAAAGCCUGAAUGA